AUGGACCCUCAGAAGGCGCGACAAUGGCGUCCCGAGCCCAGCAUCAUGGACUACAGUACACGCGAUGCUGUGAUCUAUGCUCUUGGCCGUAAGUAGUGUUAAUGGGGAUUUGAAAUACGUGGUUAAUAUAUAUUUUUUAACAAGGUUUAGCAACUUUUUAUCAACAAGUUGAUUGAUUACAGAUCAAUAUUAACAUAGCUAGUGACUAAUUACGGUUUGCAGUGUAAAAAUAAUAUCUUCGCAACAAUUUUGUGGUAAACAAGGUCGAAUAUAGGGGUUUUAAAUACACAUAGAUAAAAGCAAAAUUUUACAUUUUAAACUUAAAAUUUAGAUUUAAAUUUAAAGUUCUAACCAUCUGCGUCAUCUCAAAAAUUUCAAAAAUAAAAAAAAAGAUUUUUACGUACUGUAGUGAAAUAUUUUAGUUGGAUGUAACGUCAAGGACGAUUUACAGUAUCUCUAUGAGAAUCACCAAGACUUCCAAGUGUUCCCAACGUUUGUUGUUCGACCUGGACUAACCUCAAUUUCAUUGGAUGGUGCUCCAGGUAUUUUUACGUUUAAACUUUAUUUUUAAAAUGAAAAAAUGCUUUUAUUAUACGUUAUGAUAUAUAUUAUUCAAGCAACUAAUCCACUAAUAAUAUAUUUUGUAAAAUACGGCUUUAAAAUCAGUCAGUUAAAAUACAUUUCAGGUAUUGCAUUUGAUUUGCAAAACAUUUUACAUGGUGAACAAUACAUUGAACUGAUCAAUCCCAUCCCGGACGAUGGCCAAUUCCGAACUGAAGUUCAAAUCGUAGACAUCUUGGACAAGGGAAAUUCAGCUGUUAUUGUCACUAAUGGUAUGCCAUUUUUAAUAGAGUAGUCUCUCAAUAUAAGAAGUUGAAAUGAAAGUGCAUUUUGUAUGACUAUAGCGUUGGUUGAGCUAAAGUGGACGUGGGUAGGCUUGCUUAGAUAGAUUAUAAUUGGCAGUGUUAGGCUUAGGCAGGGCUAAGAGAGCAGGGCUAGACUUGAGAGGACUAUAAUGAGCAGGACUACGCUCUGCUAAAGCUAGAAAGAGCUAAUUUUUGAAUUCACGUGAAGAAUGUUUCAGCUACAACUUAUGACAACAAGACCAAUCAAAAGUUGGCAGUCCAACAAUUUGGAACCUUCCAAGUAGGAUCAGGCAAAUUUGGAGGUAAUCGUACCAAUCCUGGAGAGAAAACAGCCGUGCCAGUACCAAAACGAACCCCUGACAAGGUGUUGGAGCUUCAAACUACUGUAGAUCAGGUAAGAUAUUCACAAUUUACACUGCUGUUGAUCGAGUAAAUGAUAAUGUUGAUAUAAGUAUAAUUAAUAAUAGUCUUAAUGAAUGAAUAUUGUGUGGUAUUUUUACACUUUUAUUAUAUUAUAGUAACUACCUAUAUUAAGUAUCAAGUAAAACACUAUAUAUAGCUAUUCAUAUCUUACUUAUGAUCUUACAGGCAGCUCUGUACCGUCACGGUUCAGGUGAUAUGAAUCCUCUGCAUAUUGACAAACAAUUUGCCAAAGUUGCCGGCUUCAAACAACCAAUCCUCCACGGCCUUUGUACUAUGGGAGUAUCAACUCGUGCUGUCUUGAAAGCUUACGGUAACAACGAUGGCAACAACUUCAAGGCUAUCAAAGUCAGAUUCUCUGCUCCAGUCGUUCCUGGACAAACGCUGAAGGUCGAGAUGUGGAAGGAGGGAAACAGAAUCCAUUUCCAAACCAAGGUAAGGUCGAUAUUUAGUUUGUAAAGGUACUAUAUAUUAGAGAAGACAGUUUGAAAUGACAUUUAAGUGGAUUCAAAGUUAAUAUUAACUUUUGAUCUUUAGAAACCAAACAAGUAUUACACAAAAUAUAGCCAAAUUCUCACAAAAAAUAUUGUUUUAGGUCAAAGAAACGGACAAAAUUGUCAUUUCAAGCGCUUACAUUGACUUGAAGUCGGCUUCAGCUACUGCAUCUUCUGAAGUCAUUUCUGCUUCCUCAGAAGAAUUAGUUUCCGAUGCCAUUUUUGCACAAAUCAACGAGCAACUCCCUCAUCAACAAGGAAUUUGCAAGAAGAUCAACAGUAUUGUGCUGUAUGACAUUACCAAGAAUGGCAAACAUGCUGCUUAUUAUAGUAAGUUACUCUACCUUAUUCUAUCUUUCUUUACUAUAUUUUAAUUAACCUAACAGUUUAUGUCCAACCCUACUCAACCCAGAAUGUCUAAUACAAACUUCGUUUAUUUUCCACAAUUAAAUGUAUUUUUACUUUGUCUUAUCUACAAUUAUACCUAAAACAACAUUUUAUAGCACUUGACCUGAAGACCGGCCCAGAAGGAAAAGCCUUCAAAGGAGAACCCAAAGAAAAGCCGGCUGUCACAGUGAUUGUUGAUGACCAAGACUUCUUGAAGGUAGUCACUGGUGAAUUGAGUGGAAUGAAGGCCUUUAUGAGCGGAAAGCUAAAGGCCCGAGGUAAUGUUUUGGUCCUUCAGAAGCUACAAGGAGUUUUGUCUGGCGCUACACAAUCCAAACUCUAA
Messenger RNA from Bursaphelenchus okinawaensis, 2510 nucleotides. Lineage: Eukaryota; Metazoa; Nematoda; Chromadorea; Rhabditida; Aphelenchoididae. The record is from the annotation of a GenBank genome assembly.